This is a messenger RNA of Plasmodium adleri (nom. inval.), 576 nucleotides long. Its product is annotated as ubiquitin-conjugating enzyme, putative. The record is from RefSeq and is a predicted model, not a curated record. Gene Ontology annotation, molecular function: ubiquitin conjugating enzyme activity. NCBI's taxonomy places the organism in Eukaryota, Apicomplexa, Aconoidasida, Haemosporida, Plasmodiidae. Gene Ontology annotation, cellular component: nucleus. Gene Ontology annotation, biological process: protein polyubiquitination; ubiquitin-dependent protein catabolic process. Bases 1 to 576 code for a protein of 191 amino acids. The transcript has 5 exons.
AUGAAUCCUCAAACAUCAUUAACAAGAAAACAAUGUGAUUUUACCAAGCUUAUUAUGGCUGGGUAUGAUUUAGAAUUGAAUAAUGGGAGCACACAAGAUUUUGAUGUUAUGUUUCAUGGGCCCAAUGGAACUGCUUAUGAGGGAGGUAUAUGGAAAGUUCACGUGACCUUACCUGAUGAUUAUCCAUUUGCUUCACCAUCUAUAGGAUUUAUAAAUAAAUUAUUACAUCCUAAUGUUGAUGAGGCAUCAGGAUCUGUGUGUCUCGAUGUUAUAAAUCAAACAUGGACCCCCUUAUAUAGUCUUGUUAACGUUUUUGAAGUUUUUUUACCUCAACUAUUAACCUACCCUAACCCAUCCGAUCCAUUGAAUAGUGAUGCUGCUUCUUUAUUAAUGAAAGAUAAAAAUAUAUAUGAAGAAAAAGUUAAAGAAUAUGUAAAAUUAUAUGCAAGCAAAGAUUUAUGGGAACAACAAAAAAAAGAAAAAAAACCUUCAAACAUGAAUGGUAAUAUUUCCCCUGUAAGUGAAUUAUCUUAUGUUGACCAAGAUGUUCAAGAUAUCGAUUUAGACAAUUUAUGA